Polypterus senegalus (gray bichir) is the source of this 1003-nucleotide messenger RNA. It is a transcript of the gene eif3g, whose product is annotated as eukaryotic translation initiation factor 3, subunit G. Bases 75 to 950 code for a protein of 291 amino acids. Gene Ontology annotation, cellular component: cytoplasm; eukaryotic translation initiation factor 3 complex. Gene Ontology annotation, molecular function: translation initiation factor activity; RNA binding. The transcript is spliced from 10 exons. The record is from RefSeq and is a predicted model, not a curated record. NCBI's taxonomy places the organism in Eukaryota, Metazoa, Chordata, Cladistia, Polypteriformes, Polypteridae.
GCGCUUAAGUUGAACACGUGACUUAUUUUAUUUCCGGUUUACGGCCUCUUUUCCGGUCCAGUGAAACUGGCAGUAUGCCGUCUGGCGAAUACGACUCCAAGCCCAGCUGGGCCGACCAGGUGGAAGAAGAAGGCGAUGAAGGUACCCUACCAUCACCAAAGGAAAUCAUUAAAGGAAAUAUUAAGACAAUAAUUGAAUACAAGAUUGAUGAAGAUGGCAAGAAGUAUAAGAUUGUUCGCACGUUUAAAAUUGAAACUAGAAAGGCAUCCAAAGCUGUUGCCAGGAGAAAGAAUUGGAAGAAGUUUGGCCAGUCUGAAUUUGACCCCCCAGGUCCUAAUGUUGCCACAACCACAGUCAGUGAUGAUGUUCUGAUGACCUUCAUUUCAAGCAGAGAGGAUUUGAAUAACCAAGAGGAAGAAGACCCACUAAAUAAACUGAACAGGCAGAAGAUUGUUUCAUGCCGUAUCUGUAAGGGUGACCACUGGACCACACGCUGUCCAUACAAGGAUACACUGGGCCCAAUGCAGAAAGAAUUGGCUGAACAGCUCGGUCUGUCCACUGGGGAGAAGGAGAAGACCUCCGAACCUGAACCUGCUCAGCCAGCCCAGAGCAAGACUGGAAAGUAUGUACCACCUAGCCUCCGGGAUGGAGCAACUCGCAGAGGAGAGUCCAUGCAGCCCAAUCGCAGAGCCGAUGACAAUGCAACCAUCAGAGUCACCAACCUCUCCGAGGACACCCGUGAAACAGACUUGCAGGAACUGUUCCGGCCUUUUGGAUCCAUCUCUAGGAUUUACUUGGCGAAAGAUAAAAACACUGGCCAGUCAAAGGGUUUUGCUUUCAUCAGCUUCCAUCGCCGUGAAGAUGCAGCUAGAGCCAUUGCUGGGGUCUCGGGUUUUGGUUAUGAUCACUUGAUCCUCAAUGUUGAGUGGGCCAAGCCUUCCAAUAACUAGAAGCAAAAGCAUUCAUCCUAAGGACCAGUCGACCAAGGAGAAAAAAAAAAAAA